AUGCAAUCCAUGCGCAAGAUGUUUCCGAGCCUGCGAAAGAAGUUCUCCAGUGACCGCUCCAGGUCUGCAGCAGAUGGAUCCUUCGAGGACGAUGCAGACGUGCAAAUGUAUGAUAACGGGCACUGGCAAGAUGUUGAAGUCAGUCGUCACCCGGGACGCGAUGACUUCCGCGACGAGACACCGUACAUGUCGGGAGCGCUGCCCGUAGAACAGCCCCAUCAAGCCUCUGACGUUCGAGGAUCGCAGCUACUUGCUAGUGUAGGCCUCAAAGACAACCGGCCAGACUUCACAUUCCGAGCAUCGUCUCCAGUCAAGAUGGACAAGCAAAGCAGUGGCCAUCGUCCGGUUCAUUUGCCUACUGAGCCUUCAUACAUUCGUCUUAUGGAUGGUUUGUCGCGCGACAAUGGGAUGGAGCUCGGUCUGAAAGAUCCUCGCGAGCAGACAAGCACGGACUAUCGUAACGAUGGCAGGAAUAGGCAAGUACUACCUGCUUAUCGACAUGAGCACAACGCCGAACGAGUUGAUUACCGGAGGCCUUUGGAUCUUGGACAUCCGUUCAUGCACCAGUCGCCACACAGAUCUCCGGCCUCUGCGCGUCAAUAUCCUUCUAGCGACCACCAGACUAACGAAUACACAAACAGAGCUCACGGCAUGCCGGAUCUUGGCCCCACUACGCCAGCACCGAGGCGCCAACAAAAUCCCGGCCAUCAGAUCGAGAGUGUAGUAAGUCCCUAUUUCCGAACCGGUCAUAACCAGGCCCGAGUCCAUCCAUCGCCCGGCCGCGCUGAACUUCAGAAUAGUUCCGAUCAUUCCGGCGAUUAUCAGUCACGAAGGUCAAGGACGAACCAACCUCGGGCCGGCUGGGUUGAGGCUCGCAGUCUAAACGGCCUCUCAUUCUUCGAUUCACCCGUCGAUUCUAGGAACGAGCCUAUCGAGGUGGACCACCGCCGCAGAUUGGUAGAGCUAGCACCAACGUCAUACUCACAUCAGCAUCAAAGACGUCAUCUUAAUUCACGUGGCUUCAUCAUACGCCCGGAAGAGGGACGCUCACCGUAUACCAGCGACAGUGCCUAUGGCUCUUCCCAAAACCGAGAACUUUACAAUAGAGACGCGCCCAAUUAUUCCCAAGCAGUGGUUGAUGUACCGCCCGCAUAUCGCCCAAGUCGUUCCCGCAUCGGUCAGGUGCCCUCUAUCAUGCCUUCCAUUGUUCCAAGCCGUCCACCUGCCCGGGUCCAACCUCUAUGGGAGAACCUGCAGCGAGCGGGCGUCAGGAGUAGCCGUAAUGCUUUCAGUAGUGUUGCUGGGAACAAUUAUGCUGCGCCUUCGAGGACUGUCUUCCCCAGCGCUGGUCGGCACAAUAUUAGACGGUAA
Alternaria hordeiaustralica is the source of this 1371-nucleotide messenger RNA. RefSeq lists its product as uncharacterized. Bases 1 to 1371 code for a protein of 456 amino acids. Lineage: Eukaryota; Fungi; Ascomycota; Dothideomycetes; Pleosporales; Pleosporaceae. The transcript has a single exon. The record is from RefSeq and is a predicted model, not a curated record.